AUGAGUAGAAGUGCUAGUAGUUUUAUUAGAAAGGAAUUAAAAGUAUCCAAUAAUAAUAGCCUUAUUGAUGAACCAAUAUUAAAUAAUAGUGGAUUGAAUAUGCAACCAAAUCGUUCAGCUUCACCAAUAAUGUUUCAAGAUUCUAAAAAGAAGAGACCUCAAUCAGGCGGUUCAUCUAGAAUGAAUCGUUCUAAAAUUGAUGCACCUUUACCUCCACCAUCAAUUGAUGAAUUAAGAGCAUCAUCUCCAAUCUUACAAAGAUCAACCAGUCCUGUUUUAAAUAGAGCAUCAUCACCAAUACAAAGAUCAAGUUCUCCUAUUCAUAUGAAUAGAGCAUCAUCUCCUGUCAAUAGAAGUAAUUCUUCACUAGGUAAUCAUAAUUCAAAUUCAUAUAAUAAUACAUCCAAUAAUAAUAAUACUAAUAAUAAUACCAAUAAUAAUAAUAGAUUUGAUAGAAAUGAAAUGAUGAAUUUUAGAUCUUCAACUGAUAUGGGAAUGAUUAAAAACAAUCGAUUAGAUUUAGAUCUAAGUCCAUCUAAGAUGAGAGAUUUCUCUCAAACAUCAUUUGAUAGACCAAUUAAGAGAGCAGCAAGUGCAAGUGGAAGUAGAAGAAGUUCAAAUCAACAACAAGUAAUAUCACCUGCAAAUAGUGUAGUAUCAUCACUUCAUUCCUAUUAUAAUUCACCUAAAAAUCAUCACAACACUACAACUUAUAAUUCAAAUUUUACAAGUUCUAAUCAAAAUACAUUUGUUCCACCUAAAGUAAAUUCAAGUCUAAGUAGUAAUCAUAGUGGUGGUGGUAAUGGUUUAUUUUCCAAUCGUUCCUCACAACAAUAUUCAUCAGUUAAUUCUUCUAUAAAUGGAAAUAGUCCAACGAAUAGAGAAUUAAUUAAUCAAUAUUAUGCUAAACAUGGAUAUAAUAGUCAUUCAAAACAAGAGAAUGAAAAGCAUGUACCAACACAUUUGAGAGAUUUAGAUUAUUCUAAAUCCAAUGAUGUAUUAGAAGUAGUUAAAGAUAAAAUUCAUGGACUUUCACCAUCAUUAUCUGAAGCAUUUAGGAGAAUUAAACAAGCAACAGGAUAUACAGGUGGUAAAGUUAAAAGUGAUGAUUUUAAAAAGGCAAUUAUUAAGGAUUUUCAUUUAUUAGAUGAAGUACCAUCAGAUUUACCAAAUUUCUUAGCAGUUCAACAAUAUCAAAAUGAACAAGUUAAAAAGAUUGAUGAAUUUAUUAGAAUGGCAGAUCCAAAUAAUGAUGGUUAUUUUGGAUAUAGUGAAUUUAAUAGAGCAAUGGAACAAUUAGAAAAACAACUAGGAACAAAUACAACAACUUCACAAAGAGAAUCAAGAUAUUGUGGUACAAUGAAUCAUGAAGCCAUUCGUAGAAGAAGAGAAAGAAAUGAACAACAAAUUGAAAGAAUAAUGGAUCCUAAAAAAGAAAGAGCACCCUAUGGUGUACAUGAUGAUUUAGUUCAUUCAAUUAAUCAAGUUAAUACUUCAUAUAAUAACAAGUUGGAAAAUUUAAGAAGUGCAUUUCCAAUAUAUGGUGAUACAGAUAGAGUUCCAUUAAGUGUUUUUAGAGAAACUUUAAAGAAAUUUGAUAGAUAUAUACUUGAUGUUGAUUUAGAUCAAAUGAUUGAAUCAUUACAUGGUAAAAGAAGAGGAUAUAUUUCUUUAAAUGAAUUUAUGAAUGCCUAUGGUUUUGAAACUAUUAAGAGUAAAUCAUUUAGAGGAAGUUAUGAAUCUGUUAAACCACUUCAAUGGCCUGCUACAUUGGAAAAUCAAUCAUCUACCUCUGAUAAAAUUAGAGAUUUAAGAGAUAAACAUACAAAGAAAAAGUUAAAAGGAAGAGUUAAUAAUACAAGAACAAAUAUAUUACGUGCUGAAGAAAUUAGAAGAAAUGCAUCAUCUGCCAUGUCAAAUUAUUCAUCUCCAUCUUCAUCCUAUUAUCAAGAUAGAAGUUUAGAAAAUUCAAGUACAAAAUCUUCAUCCUUUAUGAAAACUCCAAAUUAUUUAUUAUCACAUAGUCAAGGUGGUGCUAACAAGAUGUAA
Naegleria gruberi is the source of this 2049-nucleotide messenger RNA. RefSeq lists its product as uncharacterized. The coding region runs from base 1 to 2049 and encodes 682 amino acids. Lineage: Eukaryota; Heterolobosea; Eutetramitea; Acrasida; Naegleriidae. Gene Ontology annotation, molecular function: calcium ion binding. The record is from RefSeq and is a predicted model, not a curated record. The transcript has a single exon.